Molecule: messenger RNA, 3861 nt
Organism: Aspergillus terreus NIH2624
Lineage: Eukaryota; Fungi; Ascomycota; Eurotiomycetes; Eurotiales; Aspergillaceae
Gene: thtA
Product: protein thtA
Exons: 6
Coding region: 1-3861 (1286 amino acids)
Biological process (GO): mRNA splicing, via spliceosome
Cellular component (GO): U2 snRNP; nucleus
Molecular function (GO): U2 snRNA binding; protein binding
Source: RefSeq, a predicted model, not a curated record
AUGGCGCUACCAAGGAACCCCCGCCGCUCCAUCCCUGAUGCUUCUGGCAUUGAUGCUGUUGCCGGAAGAUACAGUGUGGAAGAAAUGGAUAUAGAAAACGAUUCUAUGUCCUCCAUUUCCAACGCGAGGAUCGGCUUAUUCUCUCAGACUCUAAUACCGAGUCCGAUUGUCCAAUGGAUCUUGCCUGCACGCCUACGGCAUAAACUCCACAAUGACGUCGUUUUUGUGGGUGAAAGGAGUUUGCAGAUUAAGGAAGCUGUUUCGGGAGUCCAUCUACAAGCAGUGACGUCCAAGUCUGAUUUCGAUGCUCAGAUAAUGGCCGCAAAAGUCAUCAACGUCAGUACAGAGUUGCCAUGGGAGGCACAGAUGAGGAUGAUGGAAGGUGGCUCUUCGGGUUCGAAUGCUGAACCUGGAUUGCACGACGACUUGCCUUCUCAAAUAUUAUGUCUCAGUCUUGCAUCUAGGGAGCUGGUCUUUCUAUAUUACUCGGACGCAACUGAACAGUUUAUCCAUUAUCGUCGGCCUUUACCAAGUGAUGUAAGCACGUUUGAGCGGUUUGGUCGCAAUAUUGCUGUGGACCCAAGGUCUCGUGCAGUAGCUGUCAGCGCUUCUUGUGAUUACUUUGGCGUUUUCAUUCUCAAAAAGCCACCCAUUCUUCAGAACCAAAUGUCACAGGUCCAGUUGGAUCCCAUAGCAGAGGAGCGCUUCUUUCGUGUCGAGGGUGAUAUACUUUUCAUGGAAUUCUUGUACCCUAGGCCUGACGAUGCGAGCAAGAUCAUGCUGCUCCUUUUGGUCGCUCAGGACCAGAUCACUCAUGCUAUCUGUUACGAGUGGGAUGCACAGAGUCCUUUGCGACAAGCGUCCCCAAGAGUUACCAAAAAGUUACUCCCGCUCGACGACAGGCUGCCAACAAUGCUGAUCCCAUUGACAAAAACAUCAUCAUGGAUGUUGAUCACAACAACAGCCAUGGUGGUUUACAGAAACGGACUGGACUCUCGCCAACAGCCAAGCAGGUAUCCCCUUCGCGUGCCAGAUCGCGAGUCUCAUCGAUCCCCCCUCUGGACUCGAUGGGCAAGACCACUACGUAACUGGCAAUAUAACCAGAGACAUGAUGAUAUCUACCUUUGCCGCGAGGAUGGGCAAAUAUCUUACUUGGAAAUUGGGAACGAUGGUGGGGUAGAGAAUCAGACGCAUCUGGGGCAGCUCUGCUGUGACGUUGACGGUGCAUUCGACAUCUUGGACAUUGGAAAUGAAGGCGACGACUUGCUUCUAGCGGCUGGCAACACCGGUGACGGCGGCUUGUUCGUUCAAAAAGCUCGAGACCAUCCCAGAUGUGUCCAGAAAUUCAUGAACUGGACCCCGGUCACGGACUCGGUCUUGGUGAAAGGUCAAAGCGAGGACCUAUCUUCAACGGGAGUCUCCAGCGAUCGAUUAUUCGUUUGCUCGGCGUCCUCCUUCGCUCGGGGUGCUAUUGUCGAACUCAGACACGGCAUCGAAGCACAAAUCGGCUUGGCCAUAUCUGUGGAAGAAUUAACAAGCACCCGAGAUUUAUGGACAAUGCCAGAUGACGCAAAAGGCGGUGUGUUCGUCCUGACGUCCGACCCGAUAUCUUCAAUGCUGUUACACAUCCCAUCCGACUUCGGAGAGGAAAUCUGUGCAAUUGACGAAGCAGAUGUUGGGCUAAAUUUUGGUGCUCAAACGUUGGCAGCGGGAUGCAGCGAUUCUGGUGUCAUUGUCCAAGUGACAGACAAGUCAAUACGGCUCGGAGCCAUCUCCGAGAUGCUUUCGAAAUCGCGUCUCGAUUAUGACUCCGGCAAGUACAUCACGGCUGCUGCUGUGGAUCAAUCUGCGUGUCUCAUCGUCGCCGCGAUUCGGUCGCAACAUCAAAUGUAUCUCGAGUUCAAGAGAAUCACUUUGUCCGAUGAUUCGCCUCAAUUGCUAGAUGUUUGUCAAGCUUUGACCAUUCAAUACGAGCCUGUCUGCAUCUGCGUCGAGGCGUUCGAUACCGGUGUCUUUGUGUUCAUAGGCACAGACCGAGUCACACUGACGUCUGACAUAAUUGUUGAUGUGGGCGGCGCGGAAGACAUAUCUAAGGCGAUUGAUAGCAUUGCCAUGAUUGCCACCAGACCAGAACAGUCGCUAGCGAAGCGGACGUUACUUUGCGGUUUGAGGAGCGGUAUCUUGGGUCUCCAGCUCGUCAUUUGGUAUGCUCUCCUUGUUAAGAUGGAAGAAGCCCUCGCUAACACGCUUUUCAUAGAACUUAGACAAGCGACAUCACAGCGCUUAGGGCACACAUCUAUCAAACUGCAAGGCAGAGGAAACUUUGCACUGUUGACUUGUGGGCAAGGCUUUUGGCAGGCGUCCUGUCUCAACGGCGGAACUCCAAGCUAUGCACUUCAACGGAUCUGGGUCACUGACCAAAAUAACCCUGCCUACCAUCCGAAAGGUGUUUACAGUUUCGCCAUGACACGGAUCGAUGGCCUCAAUGACACCCUCUUCUGCACUGCCGACGGGCAGCUAUUGAUCUGCACUUUGGAUCAGGACACGAAGACCGUCCCCAGAAGGAUCGAUCUACCAGGCAGUGGCACUAAGCUAGCCUACUCUCAACAUUUGAAGAGUUUGAUCGUGGCCUACACCCGAACGGCCUUUGACACAGACUCUAACCCCAUCAAGCGAUUCAGCCGGUCAUACAUUGAGUUUGUGGAUCCCGAUUCACAAAACGCAGUCCCCUCCCCCCUUGAUUCUCCGGCAGACGAGGCAACCAGACCUUGGAGACCGCACGGAGCGGCAGGAGAGAAGAUCAGCUGCAUCCUGGAAUGGACACCAACCAAAGGUGACGAACAGUAUCACUUCAUUGUCAUCGGCAGCGCACGCAAGGAUCAGCAGGAUCGCGGCCGAGUUAUCUUCCUACAGGCCUCCCGGGACGUAUCCGACCCGUCCCACAUCAAGUGCACCGUGAAGUACAUUCACAAAUUCGAGCAGCCCGUUUUCGCCAUCGCCCCAUAUGGCGACUUUACCUUGAUGGUCUCGACUGGCCGUGAAAUCGUGCCCUUAGAACCCAAGUUUUCGCAAACUCCUGGAUUCCGGGCGGCCAGAUAUCCUGUGCUGUCCCCUGCAAUUUCAAUGACUGCCCACGAACCGUAUCUGUAUAUGUCCAUGUCUCGGGAGUCAUUGAUGGUGCUGAAGGCUGGCGAUGAUAAACUCAUCCUGCAUGCAUAUGACCGUCAGAAGCAUGACGGACUCGCCCAUCUCCACAUUGGUGGCGACCGAAAGCUUACGCUCACUUCUAGCCGUGGCGGGCGUGUCAGUCUCCUGACAGAGUCCGGUGUGACCGAUCAAGACAAGAUGAUGCCUUUGGCCUUGUGCGAGGCGCAUCUUCCGGCGUCCGUCAGCCAGCUCAGCACUAGCUCGAAGUUUUCGCCCACGCUACCUGGCUCCCCAGUGGUUUAUGGCACGAGUAUGAGUGGCGCUGUGUACAGCUUCUCGAUAUUGGGCGAGAAAGAGUGGCGCCUGCUGCGACUGUUGCAGAACUUAUGCGUGCGCGACCCUAUCAUCUCCCCGUUUACAACGAAAAGAAAACGACAACGGAAUCCGGUCGGGAACGACCCUUUGCAAUUCCAACCGACUCAGAUGCACAUCGACGGCGAUAUCCUGAGCCGUCUGCUGCCGCGUGGACCAGAUCACUUGAUGCAUAUGCUCAUCACGGACGAGUUCUAUGACCAUUCGUCUCCGGAGACUGGGUCGCCGCAAGCUAUCCGGGAGAGAUUCUUGGAGCUAUGUGGUGAGCUACUAGGAGAGACAACGAAUCCGGUCGAGGCGGUGAUGGGCUGGUUGCGACGUAUACUCCAAGCAGGGAUCUAG